UCGCGCGCGGGCCGGGAGGCUGCGCCCACCCUGCGGCGGCGGCUGCCGGGCGAGCCAUGGGCACGGUGCCGUCCGCGCUGAAGCACUGCCUCAGCUACCAGCACCUCCUCAAGGAGCAGCUGUGGAUCGCGGAGCCGCCCGCGGCCGCGCACCCCGCGCAGGAACCUCAAGCAUCUGGUCUGCCUGAGUACAUAAAGAUUGUAGAAGUUGGGCCGAGGGAUGGUUUACAAAAUGAAAAGAUGAUAGUCCCAACUGAUACAAAAAUUGAGUUCAUCAACCAGCUUUCCAAAACAGGCCUGCCUGCAAUAGAAGUGACCAGUUUUGUUUCAUCCAAAUGGGUACCUCAGAUGGCAGAUCACAAAGAAGUAAUGAGUGGUAUUGAGCGGCAUCCUGGAGUACAGUAUCCCGUUCUUACACCUAAUCUUCAAGGUUUUCAUUCUGCUAUUGCAGCAGGAGCUACAGAAGUCUCAGUAUUUGGUGCAGCAUCUGAAUCUUUUAGCAAAAUGAAUAUUAAUUGUUCAAUUGAAGAAAGCAUGGAAAGGUUUGAAGAAGUCACUAAAUCUGCAAGGAAUAUGAAUAUUCCAGUGCGUGGGUAUGUGUCCUGUGCCUUGGGAUGCCCAUAUGAAGGAAAUGUUGUACCAGAUAAAGUGGCAGAAGUAUCUAAGCGGCUGUACAGUAUGGGCUGUUAUGAAAUCUCUCUGGGAGAUACAAUUGGUGUGGGGACACCUGGAAGUAUGAAAAAAAUGCUGGAAGCUGUUAUGAAAGAAAUUCCUUUGAGUGCUCUUGCUGUUCACUGUCAUGACACAUAUGGCCAGGCGUUAGCCAAUAUCCUCACAGCCAUACAGAUGGGCAUUGCUGUAGUGGAUUCAUCUGUUGCAGGACUUGGUGGUUGUCCCUAUGCAAAAGGUGCUACUGGAAAUGUAGCCACAGAGGAUGUGAUAUACAUGCUGAAUGGUCUGGGGAUCAACACAGGAGUAAAUCUUUGUGCUGUGAUGGAAGCUGGAAAUUUCAUCUGCACAGCUUUGAGCAAGAAAACAAACUCGAAGGUUGCACAAGCUUCCUUCAGUACUGGAACUAUCAAUUAAAUGGAUUUUUCUUUUUGCAGCUUGAUUACAUUUUCCAUUUUCCUUGACCAAGGACAUUUGCAUCAGGAAAAGAAACAAGAAAAUCAUUGAAUCAAAGAAGCAAAAUUGUUUUGUUUUGUUUUGUUUUAAUGGGAAGAGUUAUUGUACUGUACUGUCUUGUCAGGAAUUGUCAGACUUGUAAGUAAGAAAAAAUGACUGCAUUAUAGAACCCUGUACCCUGUACUUGGUACUUCUAAAGAUGAGAAAAGUGUAUAAACAUUAGGACAUUUUACCAUGUUUUAAAUUGAAUUUUUAGUUCUUUUCAGGAAAACCAGGUAGAAGCGAUGAGUACAUAGUUAAAUUUUAAUCAAGAUGUCUUUCAGAACAGUACAAAUAUUUUCAGUAGUUUAUGAGAUCUCACACUGUGUGUGGCCAUUCUAUUAUGUAUUUUAUUUAUAUGAAUUCUUGCUUUUCAUUUGUCAAGUCACUGUGUUAUGAACAUGGAGCUAAAUCUGAAUUCACCAUAAGAAUUUUUUAGCAAUAGAACUUCUUUUAAAUUUUGUUUAACAUCUGUUAAAUUAUGGAUGACUUUAUCUUGUUCCAAGACAUUGUGGUGAGUGGCACUCUGCCAGAUGCUUCAAAUACUCCUGCAAAUUUCCUUAUUUGUUACAUAUGUUAAAUUUGUUGUAGUUGCCUUUUUUGGUCACCUUAUUAAAACCUAAUUAUAUGAAGCAAAUAAAAAUUGAGAAGGUUUUCAACAUCA
This is a messenger RNA of Parus major (Great Tit), 1827 nucleotides long. It is a transcript of the gene HMGCLL1, whose product is annotated as 3-hydroxymethyl-3-methylglutaryl-CoA lyase like 1. The transcript is spliced from 9 exons. The record is from RefSeq and is a predicted model, not a curated record. NCBI's taxonomy places the organism in Eukaryota, Metazoa, Chordata, Aves, Passeriformes, Paridae. Gene Ontology annotation, cellular component: endoplasmic reticulum; cytosol. Bases 57 to 1085 code for a protein of 342 amino acids. Gene Ontology annotation, molecular function: hydroxymethylglutaryl-CoA lyase activity. Gene Ontology annotation, biological process: ketone body biosynthetic process; L-leucine catabolic process.